CCUGCGUGACCACUUGCCCGGGAUACGAUCCUCAAGCUGCGGAUACAAGUUCCAGCCAGAUCCUACCCAAGUUGCUCAGCCGGACAAGGCUCUGUCCACUUUCCCCCAGGAACGGAAUAGCAACAAGAACAACCCAUCAUGGCGGACAGGCACAAUCUGAGCACGGCCCAAAAGGUCGCCGACACGGUCCUCGAGGAGAAGCUGGGCCACAGCGCGCUCUACGAGGCCAAGCAGGCGACUGAUGAUGAGCACGCCCAGACCUUUCUCCAAGCGCUCCGCGAGAACCGCAAAGCCGCUCUCUGGUCCAUCGCCAUCUCCAUGGCCAUCAUUAUGGAGGGCUACGACACCAUCCUGAUCGGAAACUUCAUGGCUUACCCGGAGUUCCAACAGAAGUUUGGCCAGUACUAUCCAGGUCUCAACCGCUGGGAGGUCCCCGCGUCCUGGCAGUCCGGGCUCAACAUGGGCAGUACUGUCGGUGCCAUCUUCGGCGGGUUGAUCAACGGGUAUCUCAUUUCCCGUUUCGGUUACCGCUGGGUGCUCAUUGGUGCCAUGGGUUGUCUGAAUGCCUUCAUCUUUGUCGUCUUCUUCGCCAAGGACAAUGCCAUGCUGCUCGGUGGCCAGAUCCUCUGCGGUCUAUCCUGGGGUGUCUUUGCUACGCUAUGCCCGUCAUAUGCUAGUGAAGUCUGCCCCACAAACCUGCGUGGCUACCUGACGACUUAUGUCAACCUGUGCUGGGCGAUUGGCCAGCUUCUUGCCACUGGUGUCCUCCGCGGCUGCCUGAGCAUCCCAGGCGAGAUGGGCUACAAGGUCCCCUUUGCGAUUCAAUGGCUAUGGCCCCUUCCCCUCAUGAUAGUGGCCUACCUUGCCCCCGAGAGCCCCUGGUACCUCGUACGAGUGGACCGCAUCGAAGACGCGCGUCGGUCCAUUGCCCGGCUGAGCGGCGACAAGACGCAAGAGCAGAUGAACAACCAGUUGGCCAUGAUGAUGCACACGGUCAAGCUGGAGUCGGAGGCGACCAAGGGCGGGUCGUACCUCGACUGCUUCAAGGGGACCAACCUGCGACGCACCGAGAUUGUAUGCUUUACGUUCAUGGGCCAGAUCCUGUCGGGGAGCAGCUUUGCGUACACGCCGACCUACUUCUUCACGAGUGCGGGCAUGCCCACGGUGAGGGCAUUUGACUUGAGCCUUGGUGCCAAGGGGAUGGCGUUCCUCGGGACUUGUCUGUCGUGGUUCCUGAUUACCUAUUUCGGACGGCGGACCAUCUAUGUAUCAGGCAUGGGCGUCCUCGCGCUGCUGCUGUUCCUCGUUGGCGUCUUGAAUGUGUCUGCGGGGCAGAACGCCCUGUGGCCAUCUGGCGGGCUAUGCGUGGCCUGGCUGUUUGUCUACUCGCUGACCAUUGGCCCUCUCGCUUACUCGAUCACUUCUGAGACGUCGUCGGUCCGGCUGCGGCCGCUGUCGGUGGUGCUGGCGCGGGUGGCGUACCAACUGAUCAACAUUGUGUCGCAGGUGCUGUCGCCGUAUAUGGUGAACCCGACGGCGUGGAACUGGAGCGGCAAGACGGGCUUCUUCUGGGCGGGCACGGCGGCGUGCAUGUUUGUGUGGGCGUACUUCCGGCUGCCCGAGAUCAAGGGCCGCACCUACGAGGAGCUGGACAUACUGUUUGAGAACCGCGUGCCGGCACGCAAGUUUGCGAGCACGCACGUGGAUGCGUAUGCGUCGAGUGCGGCGCUGGCGCCGGGGGUGGGCGAGCGCGAUGUGCACACGGCGACUUACAAGGAGUGAAGGCAGGGAGCAAAGGAUGAUGAUGAUGACGACGAUGAUGAUGUAUCAUGGAUGCGGUCGAGGCGACGGAAGGCUACUCAGCGGCCUCAGGCCAAGAUUUGUGUGUAUAAGUGCUGGC
Molecule: messenger RNA, 1900 nt
Organism: Microdochium trichocladiopsis
Lineage: Eukaryota; Fungi; Ascomycota; Sordariomycetes; Xylariales; Microdochiaceae
Product: sugar transporter-like protein
Exons: 5
Coding region: 139-1782 (547 amino acids)
Biological process (GO): transmembrane transport; carbohydrate transport
Cellular component (GO): membrane
Molecular function (GO): carbohydrate:proton symporter activity
Source: RefSeq, a predicted model, not a curated record